Messenger RNA from Aspergillus clavatus NRRL 1, 753 nucleotides. It is a transcript of the gene pup2, whose product is annotated as proteasome core particle subunit alpha 5. The coding region runs from base 1 to 753 and encodes 250 amino acids. NCBI's taxonomy places the organism in Eukaryota, Fungi, Ascomycota, Eurotiomycetes, Eurotiales, Aspergillaceae. The record is from RefSeq and is a predicted model, not a curated record. Gene Ontology annotation, biological process: proteasome-mediated ubiquitin-dependent protein catabolic process. The transcript is spliced from 5 exons. Gene Ontology annotation, cellular component: proteasome core complex; nucleus; proteasome core complex, alpha-subunit complex.
AUGUUCAUCGCGCGAUCAGAAUAUGUGUUUCCAACAGACCGUGGAAUCAACACCUUCUCUCCCGAAGGGCGUCUAUUCCAGGUCGAAUACUCUCUCGAAGCUAUCAAACUGGGCUCUACAGCGAUCGGCGUAGCAACUUCGGAAGGUGUUAUUCUAGGCGUUGAGAAGCGCGUCACAUCUACCCUCCUCGAGGCUUCGUCCGUCGAAAAGAUCGUUGAGAUCGACCAGCAUAUUGGCUGUGCUAUGUCCGGUUUGCAGGCAGAUGCCCGGUCCUUAGUCGAGCAUGCCCGCGUUGAGUGCCAGAACCACGCUUUCCACUACGCCGAGCCACUGAGAGUGGAGAGCACCACUCAGGCUAUUUGUGAUCUUGCGCUGCGGUUCGGGGAGACUGGAGAUGAUGAUGAAAGCGUUAUGAGCAGACCCUUUGGUGUUGCUCUGUUGAUCGCAGGUUACGAUGAGGAUGGGCCGCAACUAUAUCACGCCGAACCGUCCGGUACAUUCUACAGAUAUGACGCAAAGGCCAUCGGGUCCGGAAGCGAGGGUGCGCAGGCGGAAUUGCAGAAUGAAUACCACCGGUCCUUGACACUGGCUGAAGCUGAGACACUCGUUCUGAAGACGUUGAAACAGGUCAUGGAGGAGAAAUUGGACGCGAAGAACGUCCAGUUGGCGAGCGUGACGAAGGAGAAGGGAUUCCGGAUCUACGACGACGAAGAGAUGGGACGGGCUGUGGCGCAACUGGGUGGUAAUCAAUGA